This is a messenger RNA of Lolium perenne, 1539 nucleotides long. The record is from RefSeq and is a predicted model, not a curated record. NCBI's taxonomy places the organism in Eukaryota, Viridiplantae, Streptophyta, Magnoliopsida, Poales, Poaceae.
UCCGUGCAAGGAGAUAUGAAGAUGUGGCCUUUCAAAGUCGUCUCAGGCCCCAGCGACCGGCCUAUAAUCGUCGUGCAGCACAUGGACGAGGAGAAGAGGUUUGAGGCCGAGGAGAUCUCGGCGAUGGUGCUCAGCAAGAUGCGCGAGAUCGCCGAGGCCUACCUCGGGACGGAGGUGAAGAACGCCGUUGUCACUGUCCCGGUAUACUUCAACGACUCCCAGCGCCAGGCCACCAUCGAUGCUGGCACGAUUGCUGGCUUAAAUGUCAUGCGCAUCAUCAAUGAACCCUCUUCCGCUGCUGUCGCCUAUGGUCUUGACAAGAUAUCCAAUAUCGAUGAAAUAAAGACGGUGCUCAUAUUUGAUCUUGGUGGCGGUACCUUGGAUGUCUCCAUUAUCAAAAUUGAUCCAGGCGUUGACAUCGAUAUGGGAGUCUUUGAGGUCAAGGCCACGUCUGGUGAUACACACCUUGGCGGCAAGGAUUUUGACGAUCUGAUGGUGAAACACUUUGUGCGUGAGUUUCUGAAGAAGCACAAGAGGAACGAGAUCAGAAGCAACCCAAAGGCGCUCCGGCGGCUUAGGACAGCCUGUGAGAAGGCCAAGAGGAUGCUGUCUUUCACGACCCAUACUACUGUUGAGAUCGACUCACUCCAUGAGGGGAUCGACUUCUACGGGGCCAUCACACGCGCAAGGUUCGAGGAGCUCAACAUGGAUCUCUUCCGCAAGUGCGUUGAACAUGUUGAGAAGUGCCUCGCUGACGCCAAGAUGGACAAGUCUCAGAUCCACGAGGUAGUUCUUGUGGGCGGCUCGACACGAAUUCCCAAGGUGCAGCAGCUGCUCCAGGAAUUUUUUGAUGGGAAGGAGCUCUGCAAGAGUAUCAACCCUGACGAGGCCGUCGCCUAUGGAGCUGCCGUACAAGCUGCCAUCCUCAGUGGAGAAGGUAAUGAGGAAGUGCGGGACUUUCUGCUUCUCGACGUCACGCCGCUGUCACUCGGGACGGAUAAUUUAGGUUGUUUUAUGAGCGUGCUCAUCCCUAGGAACACCACGAUCCCUGUCAAGAAGGAGCAGGUUUUCAGGACCGUCCGGGACGAUCAGACGGCCGUUCGCGUUCAGGUAUUGGAGGGUGAAGGGACCUUGACCAAGGACAACAACCUCCUGGGUGAGUUCAAAUUAUCUGGCAUCCGCCGUGCGCCACGUGGCGUGCCGAAAAUCAACGUGAUCUUCGACAUCGAUGCGAACGGCAUCCUCAAGGUGUCCGCCGAGGACAUGGCGACGGGAAAGAAGAAAGAUAUCACUAUCACUACUGACAAGGGUCGGCUGAGCAAGGAGGAGAUCGAGAGGAUGGUGCAGGAGGCGGAGAAGUACAAAUCAGUGGACAAGAAGCAGAUGAAGAAAUAAAGUAAGAACGCCGAGCCUUUGAAACACCGGGUACAAUGUGCUUCCGCAACCAUAUGAUGGUACUUAAUUUGAUUUUAAGGGUCCUAUAAUGGCACUGUUUCUCUGUAAGAACUAAGAAUCGAUGCUCAGUACUAGUACUGCUGG